UCACCAAAUGCUCCCUCUAAUAUCUAAUUCCAUCUUCUGAAAACAACAUCCAUUCAAUUAAAAUUUUGAAAAGAAAAACCAAGGAACAGCAAAAGAGAGGAUAGCAAUGGCCUCUACCUCCGCAGUUUCCAUGGCUAUGCCAAUUACUCCUGUAAGCCAUAAGAAGGUGCCAGGCUCUGAUGCCUUCUUCAAGCCAUUGCCAGUGAGGCCUUCCAAGGCAAUGGUGGCAUCAAAAGCUUCCGAAAGUUUGAAAGUUAGUGCUUCUUUCAAGGAGAAAGCAAUCACAGGAUUGACCGCUGCGGCACUGACUGCCUCUAUGGUUGUACCAGAUGUAGCUGAAGCUGCCUCAGGUGUUUCCCCGUCGCUCAAGAACUUCCUGCUUAGCAUUUCUGCUGGUGGAGUUGUUCUGGUUGGUAUCAUAGGUGUUGUGAUUGGUGUUUCCAAUUUCGAUCCUGUCAAGCGGGGCUGAGCUGCAUCUCCGACCUACGUAUUCUUUUCUUUUCUUGUACCUCUUCAUGUUGAACUCAUAACUUUAUGUUAUAUAUAUGUGUAACUAAGACAUUUGUUUAUCAUAAUUCGGCUGAAACAUGUAUUUUA
This is a messenger RNA of Daucus carota subsp. sativus, 597 nucleotides long. RefSeq lists its product as uncharacterized. Gene Ontology annotation, cellular component: membrane; photosystem II. NCBI's taxonomy places the organism in Eukaryota, Viridiplantae, Streptophyta, Magnoliopsida, Apiales, Apiaceae. Bases 107 to 469 code for a protein of 120 amino acids. Gene Ontology annotation, biological process: photosynthesis. The transcript has a single exon. The record is from RefSeq and is a predicted model, not a curated record.